CCCCGCAGUACACCCAUGUGUGCAGCACCGACUGUGCGCCGGUCGAGACUAUGCGCGUGUGCACGGGAGCCAACACCUACUGCGCUUCCUCAUUGUGUGCUUCAUAUGGCUACAGCGCGGCUUCUAGUGCGUUCAGCCAUUGCAGCGUAUGCCUCACUGCUCAGAGCUACGCGACGCACAUGGUGCAAGCUUUCGAGUCACUCAGUAGUGACUGGGCCAGCGUUUGCACUGCUUACUCGGCACGGGAAAGCGCGACGAUGGCGGCCAUGAGCGCCAGCAGCGCAAGUGUAGCCAGCUCACGCUCCGCGGCCAGCGCGAGUGUCGCGAGCGCGGCGUCGCGAUCGAGGGGCAGCGCCACUAAGACGGAUGCUCCGAGCGCGAUGCUCGCUGCAGCGGUUGUAGGCGCCCUGGUGCUGUAGCUGUGAUGUACGCACCAUGAAGUUACGUGGUGUAAAUGCCUUGGAGAGUGAGACUGAG
Cutaneotrichosporon oleaginosum is the source of this 477-nucleotide messenger RNA. RefSeq lists its product as uncharacterized. The record is from RefSeq and is a predicted model, not a curated record. NCBI's taxonomy places the organism in Eukaryota, Fungi, Basidiomycota, Tremellomycetes, Trichosporonales, Trichosporonaceae.